AUGAGGGAAACUACUAGCUUUCCCCUUUUAGCCUUGUUGCUUGUUGGGACUGUCUCCUUAACAUCUCAUGAGUAUUCUAAUAAUGGAAUGGAGAGAUAUCUAGCUUCUACUUCAAAGAGUAUUAACUUGAAUGAGUUGUAUGAUGGAAAACUCAAAGGUUCCUAAGACCAAAAUUGGGCCUAUUAUACCUUGAAUCUCGCAGACUAAAUAUCGCAAGAUCUUUCCUAUAAAGAUAAUAAGGUAGAUCUGGUAAUCUAACUUUCUCAAAAAGGAACUGUGUUCACUGACUCUAGUCUGUUCAUUAAUCUAAAUAGCGAACUGCCCAAUUUGAAUCAGUUUUCAAUGUAAUGCAGCUUCUUCGGUGAAGAUUUUUGUGUUAUUAAUGGCAAAGAACUUGAAAUGACUUCUUUAAUUACGAUUGGAGUAUUUUGCAGAGAACAAUGUGAAUACGAACUGUAAGGUGAGUUAACAGAAGAGCUAGUGUUCUAACCAAAUAAGUUCCAGAAGUUGUAUUUCAAGGAAAACUAAGAGAGAAUAAUAAAAUUCACUAUUCCAAAUGACGAGAAUAUAACGACUAUAGAGAUAAGUGGGGUGAAUCAAAACAAAUUCGAUAAGUUUAACAUGAUAAUGGCCAACAACAACCAAAUGCCGAAUUCAGACAAUAGUCUGUAUCUAAGACCUGCUUGGGAAAACGGAUACGUAGGUAAAUUCACUGAGAAUUGCUUCUGCUUUUGUAGAGGGUGCAACUACACGGUUCUUAUUUCAUCUGACAAGGAAGGCUACAUAACUGUUGGAGCUAAAGUGCACGGCUAUACUGUAGACAUCACAAGUUCUGAGGGAGUGAUAUAUGACUCAGUCUUGAACUUCUAAGCAUAAUGCUACAGCUAUCAGGUUAGAUUCGCUGAUAAAGACUUAAGAAUAAAGUUGGAGUCAUACGCUGGUGAUCCAGACGUCUACAUCAAUCCAAUUUGGAUUCCACCUCAACUUAGUGAGUCUGCAUUCAAUUCAAGAGAUCAUUUUUAAAACGAAGAACUUAUACUGACUCCUGCAGAAAGACAAAGGGCUAAUGCAGUUACUGGCUAAUAUUACAUCUGUGUUUGGGGUCAAUAAGCUUCAACCUAUAAGAUUCAAGUACUUAAUGAAAAUCACGAUGUAUUUUUGGUGAGCGGCUUGUCAUAGAGUGGAUAUGUGAUGCCAAAUGAGACUAGUAUUCAUUAUUUCAGAGACCCGUUACUUGCAGACCCAAGCAUUUCAAUUGAGAUAUCUAUGCAUAUAAUGAUAGGAAAAGCUAGAUUGAAGAGCAAAUUAUGCUAAAUUGAAGCUGGAGCACCUUUAAGCUCGUUUAAGGAUUCUUGCACCUAUACUUUUGAAGACUUGUUCUAAGAGGAUCCUGAUGAAAAACUAAUCCAGGAUCAUAUUGGCUCUGAGUCUGUAAAGAACGAUGUAAACAUAUGUAAAAUGGAGAAGCCUAAUAAUAAAAGAGCCCCAGAAGUGACAUGUGUCUGGGUUAUAGGUAUAAUUGGCUUGGCAGAGUAUGAAACUCAUUUUUCAGUAUUAGUAAAAACAAACAAGCCUGAAGAACAUACCAAGCUAAGAUAAGGCGUGCCUUUCUAAUCUGAGAUCAAGGAAAAUGAUCCAAACUACUUUAGUAUUCAUAUUAAUGACCCAAAGGUAAAGAGACUUAUUAUUCAGCUAACUACCAUUCAUGGAGAUCCUGACAUUUUUGUCUCAAGAUUCACCAAGACACCAUCGUAUUGGGAGUUCGAAGGCAGAUCCAUUAGAUGUGGAAUGUACCCAGAGAUAAUAUAGUAUAUCAAAGAUGAAAAUAACGAAGCUUUUAAGACCUUAGUUGGGGAUUUCUACGUAAAUGUGUUCAGUUACACUCAGUCUACCUAUUCCCUAGUAUAUUACGUUGAAACAGAUGAAGGCGUGAUCUCAGCAGUGCAACUCCUAAUGGGCUAAAAGCAAAAAGGAGUGCUUAAGACCACUUAGGAGUCUCUGGUCUAUGAAUUUGAGUUGGUUAAUAGCAUGAAGGAGGAAGUGGAGAUAAGACUCAUAUCUGAGAAUGGCCAAUUUAACUAUUACCUAGGCAGAGGAUUUAUCCCUGAUGAGAAGAGCUACACAACUAAAGGCACUGAGAUUAACCAGAUUGUAUUUGAAAGUCAGAAUGAGACAGCUGACUUGAAAACUACUUAUUAUGUGAGAGUGGUUCCCUACUAAGCCUCUGUGUUAAUAGAAGACCAAAUCAAGGAUUCGGCAGGAAUGGCUUAUGUUUAUACCAUAGCCUAUUACGAGUAAGGCAGUUUCAUCCACUUGCCUUAUGGAGUGCCCAUGAGGGGAUAAGUAAAUAAUGAUAGUUUGCAUUACUUCUACGUUGACAUUCAAGGCAAAUCAGACUAUGAAAUUACACUUACAGCUAUUUCUGGUAAUCCCGACCUCGGCAUUUCGCUAGAUAGCAGAAUGAAGUUCCCUGACAGAUUCUAAAAUACAUUUGUCUCAUAAAAUGUCCUGAUUCCAGACACUGUUGUCAUAACUCAAGAUUAAAUAAAGUAAUUUGAGUCUGAGAAUGGCAUUAAGGCAACAUAGAUAUUUAUAAGUAUCUUUACAAAUGACACUAAAGCCUCUACCUACACUAUAAUGACUAACAAAAAAGAUGCAUUCAAUCCAGUUUUACUUACCAAUGGCUAGUCUCAGAGUGGUACAAUAGAUGCAGGUGAAUCUAAAUUCUAUUACUUCAAGACAGGCAGUGACAUGCCACUCUACGCAUCCCUGAUUCCUAAGAAAGGCAACCCAGAUCUUAGCAUUUCAAUCAUCAAGAACUUCUCAGAAUCUAGGUAUAGUUGGUAGAAGUAUGCUGACCUUCCCUAUUUCAAAUCGAAGGUUCAGUUUGGAGCAGAUAUUAUCUACCUUAAUACCAAUAAUACUUUAUUUAAGGAUGGCUGUGGAGCCUCAUGCAUUCUACUCAUUCAAGUCACAAAUGCUAAUAAGGACUCAGAGGCAUACUACAGACUUAGUAUGACAAGAGACAUCCUAGAAUUGAUAGAGAACACUCAGAUCCAGGACAGUAUUCAAGAGGUAUCCAUGUAUAAGUAUUACAGAUUCUACAAGUCGUGCGAGGAAUGCGAAAUUGACAUCACAAUUACACCGUUGUAGUCCUCAUCUACAAUGCUUUUAAUGGCUGAUUUUGAAGUUAAGUCUAGGCUCCCAACACAUCAAAGCAACCCUAAAUGGUACCUUAAUGCAUUCUAAUAGAGUACGCUCAAGAUCACUCCUAACAGCACAAUAAUUAAUAAUGCUAAAAAAACAAACACUUAAAUACCAAUUGAGCUUUCUAGCAUAGGCAUGUAUACUAUAGGCGUUCAUUCGCAUCAAAAUGCUUCAUUUCUACUAUCAGUAUAAAUCAUAGAUCUUGCUAAUAGUAAUUAAGAAGAUGCCUUGAUUAUCAGGAAAGUAUUCUUGGGUGAAACCUAGGAUAUUGAUCUAAACUCCAGAGAAAUAAAAUACCUCUACUUUGAGAAUUGGGUAAAUGCUUCCAUUAGACUGUAAUUCCUGCCAAUUUAAGAUUCGCCGUCAAAGAUUAAUAAUUUAGAAUUUGACUUUAGAGUCACAACGAUGGAAUCUAGGAAGCAAGUUCCCAAGCAUGAUUCAGAUCUUAUUUAUAAAAAAUGGAAAACGAACAGAGUUAAAACAUCAAUAGAUCUUUAAAACUAGAAAACUGAUACAUUAGAAAUAGGAAAUAACGAUCCUGAUGUUGACUUCUGUGUCCAGUGCUUCUUUAUCAUUAGAAUAGAAAAUUUAAAGAAAGAGAAGUAAUAAAAUGGCAGACUAAUAAUAACUUAAGACAAUGAGCACGGAGGCUUAGGAUUCAAGUCAAAUUUAAUAGUAGGCAGACCUUAUGUGCUCAAGCUAAGACAAUACUAAUAAACUCAGUUUAACUUUAUGCUGAAUUAUGGAUUCUAAGCAGAACUUGAUGUGCAAUACUUCACUGGCAAUGCAGAUUAUGAGAUUAAAGACUGGACUGAUAAUUCCAUCUUUUUCCCAUCAAUCGGAAAUCAGGAUUAAGAGCUAUUGGAAUUCACUGAGACAAAAUCAUCUAUCAAAGCAGUCCUUAAGCAGCUUGUAGCUGGUAGAGUAUAUCAACUCAUCGUUAUUGCAAGGCAAGAUCUUCAUGCUUCAAUCUUACUAUCUUAGGACAAUGAUCUCACUGUGGUCUCUGAUGGAGUCACGAAGAGUGUUUAUUUUAGUUCUAAAAGCAGCAUGGAGUCAAAAUAUUUCCUGUAUCUCCCGCCAUCUCCAAAAUUCCAAUUAGCAGUCAGCGCUGCAACAAAUACCUUCGAUGUGUAUUACUACGUUAGCAUUAAGUAAAUCAAUACUAGAGGAGAGAUUAGUUAGAAGGAUAAGAUUUAAAGUGCUACAGCAAAUGGAUCUUCAGGCAAUAAAAGAGACUUACUUUUUGGAAUAAAGAAAAAGAAUAAGAAAGAUGAGGUAGUAGACACACUUAAGAGCAUCUUACCUUAGAUGAGUGACCUCUCUGAUAAUUCUACUCUCUCAUCAAAUAAAGGGGGUUCAGCAUCGAAUGACUUAUUGACUAUGGAUAUUUCAAAUAUUGAAAACAGUUUAAUGGGAUUAAUGUUCUGGAGAAAUUUCAAAAAUGCUAAGAACUUCGAUUUCACUUUGAAAAGUACCAACACCAAGGGAGGCAUGGCUUUAUUUGAUGUAUUCCCAAUUGAGCUUGCGCAUGAGGAUAACCUUCUGCUGAUCAAGGUUGACAUAAUAAAGGGCUAUAAUGAUACAGCUGAUGUUCAACUUACUUUAUCUGGCUCUGAGAUCUAGCUACUCCUACCUGGAACAACUGUGAAAGGUCAUGUGUCUAACUGGAAUUAAACAUACAAGAUAUACGAAAUAUAUGUAAAUCAGAAUCAACUGUUUAAUAAUGAAAAUACUGAUCUAUACAUUUAAGUUACCCCUUGCAGUGGCAAAGUAGACUUUUAUGUGUCAGAAAACUACCUCACUCUAUUCAACAGAGACAAGUAAGUUUCGAGUAUCGACUUAAAGAGCAAUGAGAAAUUCGGUAUGGAAUCCGCUAGAGUUAGAAACAUAAAAGGAAAGGAGGUGCUUUAUGUUGGAAUUUAAUCUUCCAAUGAGUUCUAUCAGGACUUAAAGCAGAAAGUAGACUCUUACUUCGAGAUUAGAACUGAACUUAUCCGAAACUCACAGGAUGAUAUAAUGGACUCAUAUAUGUUUAAAGAUAGCACCAAUGAACUUGAAGUUAAAUUUGAUGAAAAGGACCCUGAUAAUGUGAUAGUAAACUGGUCUAAGAUUUUCUAUAAAUAAAAUCAAGAUAGCUUUAUCGGCAGCAGUAGUAAGUUCUCAGCUGCAAAGGAUGUUUAGUAUCAACUUUAUGCCGGUACCAAAGAUCAUGCCAGAUACUCUAUGAAUUCUCAAUGUGCUAUUGAACACUCUGAGAUGUAUGACAUCUUCACAAUAUUUAUGAACCCAGAAGACAUGCAGACCUCCAAUUAAAUAAGACUAUAGAGGUAGGAUAUAGAGUCAAUCAAAGUACUCGGCUUGAUAGCCAAAGUUAAGGAUCCAGUGACUGGAUAGGUUAUUAACCUCGCUUAUGAGCCUUUGAACUUCAACCCAGAUAAUUUCGGAGUCAAGGUGCAAAUGGCACACUUAGCUAUUUUUGCUGUUGUUAGCAUCAUCGUGGUAGUCCUUUUGAUUUUGAUUAUUUGCUGUCUGAGAAAGAAAUCCUUGAUAAUGGCUAAGAGAUUGCAAAGCGAACAGUACGCUUAGUAAAAUUUCUCAACAGUUGGAAUUGAAAACCCAAACCUGACUAAAGAUGACUCAAGAGAUGAGAUUUGA
This is a messenger RNA of Stylonychia lemnae, 5865 nucleotides long. The record is from the annotation of a GenBank genome assembly. NCBI's taxonomy places the organism in Eukaryota, Ciliophora, Spirotrichea, Sporadotrichida, Oxytrichidae.